AUGACGCACGUCCUCGGUUUACUGGCGGGGCUGGCUCUUGCCCUAGGUGUGCUUCUAGUCUUGAGACUGAUAUUCGAGGACGAUCAACAAUUUCUUCGUACUUUGGAGAGACCGGAGAAUCUGUCAUUAGCGGAGGAACGGAGAGAUCUAAAAGGAAGAAUGUUUGAGUUAGGUUUACGUUAUGUUACGUGGCGGAAUUACGUAUUGUCACUAGAAAUUUUCGACGAAGAUGACAAAAUACUUCCUGUGACUUUCUGGGAAUUUUUCUGCAUUCACCGAAUGCAGAAACUUACACUGGUGGCAGCGAUAUCAAGGCCCGGGAUGAACGAAAUCUGGUUAGCCGGCGUGAGCGGAAUAGUGUUAGUGACGCUGCUCGCGUUGCAAGUGGCAUUGAAUAUACAUCUGGCGUUUGAAUCGAGGGAGUAUCAAAGCGGAGGGCCAUUGGCUGCAGCCUGGGCCGUCUGUUUCUUCAUUUACAUGGCGUACGCGCUUCUACCAAUAAGGCUGCGUCACGCGUGCAUCGCCGGCAUUGUUUUCUCCCUAGCGCACCUGAUCGGAACGUUCGUCCUCUACCCGUCGCAGUAUCCCGCCACGAUGGAACACGUGAGUGACAUUCUAUAUCCUCUUAUCCUCCGUACAGCCUGCUACUUUAUAUGCGGCCGAUUAACAUUUCCACCGGAACAGGAACUACCAUUGAUUGAAAUGGCGACGUGCUUGGAUCUAGGGAUUUUUUUUUAAAUGAGAUUUAAACUCCGUAGAAUUGCUAUUUUACACGCAACCGGUUAACAUUUCCACCGGAACAGGAACUACCAUUGAUUGAAAUAGCGACGUGGUUGGAUCUAGGGAUUUUUUUUUAAAAUGAGAUUUAAACUCUGUAGAAUUGCUAUUUUACACGCAGCCGAUUAACGUUUCCGCCGGGAUUGUCAUCGAUUGAAAUGGCGACAUGGUUGGAUCUAGGGAAUUUUUUAAAAAAAGUGCAUAUAGGGAAUUUUUUUUUAAACGAGAUUUUUAAUGAUUCCGAUGAUGUUUCAUAAGAGUGGCAACCUUCAGAGGAUCAGUGAGCGCUGGAAAUUUGCAAAUUCAAUUUUUCGAGAAGGAACAGUCCCCAAAUUUUACGUGCGCCGAAUUGUACUGAAAUUGUUCUCUUGGAUCCUCCCAGUUCUUUCAGAAUAUUUCUAGAUACAAUUAGAUCUGCGUCAGGAAGAAGAAACAGCAGAAGAAUUGCCCUGA
Heterotrigona itama is the source of this 1230-nucleotide messenger RNA. The record is from the annotation of a GenBank genome assembly. Lineage: Eukaryota; Metazoa; Arthropoda; Insecta; Hymenoptera; Apidae.